AUGCUAUGGGAAGCCUUGGGUACAGAACCUGAUGAUUUCAUGGUGCUUUGUGACUCUUUGAUCAACCCUAAGGGGCGGUUCUGGAACACGUACACCAGUCGGGCUCCACCGAGAGACAGGAACCUCCCCAACAUACGAAUAUCUUUGAAUGAUUUCAUGGCGGAGAUGAAUAAGUGGCCGCCAACGGACCACAACCUGGUUCACAGUAGUAUUCUGAGCAGCCUGACGCAUUACCGUGUCUUGCUACAAAGACUCAACCUAGAGGAUUUAUGGUUUAUCAGGCUUCCGAAAGCCCAAAGCGCCUACCCACUGGAACUCGGGCUCAUGGUAUAUAUGGAAGAGCAAUGGGAAAAGCUGGCAUGGGUCUACCUGGACGCUGCGAUCUCAGACAUGCCCGAGAUGGCUGACCCAAAGGAAGAUUCCUCAAGCUCAGAUUUUAUCGAACGGUUGCAAAACGACAAGGUUAAGGAUCAUGAUGAGAACAAGGAGAUGACUCGCGCUGUCCAUGUACUGUUUGCCACUGCUGGCACGGGCAAGACUCGUCAGAUAUUUGAACUCUUGCAGCGACACUGGGGAUUCUACAUGCUGUCCCCAAAUCUUGAGCCAACAAAGAUUACUUCCACCGAGAAAAAAGGGCGAGAAGGCAGCGAUAUUCUGGGUGCACAGAGAUACGCCGCGUCUAGGGAUACUUACACCAUGUUUGAGCACCAUCCUCAGAUUGACCCGAAUUGGGAUCCUGAAGACGUCAACGUGUUUCAGCCAAUCAUAGUUGCUCGGAAUGCCCUACUUUGCGAGUUUCUACUUCGCCGCCCCUCAGCAACGCCAACCGAGUGGCUCUGGCUGCAGAUAUCAUGUGCUGCAUUUGACCCGUUUGACGCCUUGUACAGGCUCUUCCGGCUCGCCGAUACAGGGUACCUGGGAAUAGACGCUGAAACCUUUCUCGACGCAGAAAUACCCGGACAUUUGGUACCAAGGUGUUAUUCGCUUCUCGAAGAGCGAUUUUGGAAGCCUUCUGGGCUUCCAUUAUGUUACUGUAUUGACGAGGCCCAGACGACCAUUGACAACCCCCAAGCCUCCGCAAUGUUUGGCCACUUGUACAACUCUCUGACCUAUUUUUACGCUCUAUCAAGAGAUGAACCGCUUGCUGCUAGAGUGGUUCCGGGGAAGCAACAGUCUGAUCAGGAUGAGGGUGAUUCUACAGGCCAAGACGCACCAUGGCAGAUGGGUGACGAUAUGCCAACCAUCAACCCGAUUCUACUGAUUUCAGGAACUUCUCUCAAUCUGGAGAAGCUGAGAGAAAUGCUUGCCCACUUUCUCACAGGUUCUUGGGGUGUCGAUGAGCCUCCUGUGGACUGUUGGGAAUCAUAUCUUGUACACAACAUGUUUCCACUGGUGUCUUCUGACGAAGAGUUCUGGAGCCUUUACCAGAAACAUUUGGCUGAUACGAUAUCGGAAAUUUCAAGGACUCAAGGCUCAGCGGAUGCCCACAGGGCGUCUCGACUGCCCCUCUUGAGUCGAAGCGGCCGACCGCUACCGGGCUCGAGCUUGCGCAAGUUCACAAAUGGCUCCAGAAACCAUUGGACGUCGCUCCAUUACUAG
This is a messenger RNA of Fusarium falciforme, 1599 nucleotides long. RefSeq lists its product as hypothetical. NCBI's taxonomy places the organism in Eukaryota, Fungi, Ascomycota, Sordariomycetes, Hypocreales, Nectriaceae. The record is from RefSeq and is a predicted model, not a curated record. The transcript is spliced from 2 exons. The coding region runs from base 1 to 1599 and encodes 532 amino acids.